Molecule: messenger RNA, 1447 nt
Organism: Raphanus sativus (radish)
Lineage: Eukaryota; Viridiplantae; Streptophyta; Magnoliopsida; Brassicales; Brassicaceae
Product: F-box/LRR-repeat protein At5g02910-like
Exons: 3
Coding region: 1-1377 (458 amino acids)
Molecular function (GO): protein binding
Source: RefSeq, a predicted model, not a curated record
AUGUCUGACGAUCGCCCAGAGAUAGACGGCUUUACAGCCGCAGUAGAAAACCCUAGCCACCGCAAAAUCAAACGAGGGAGAGAAUCAAUCGACGGCGAGGAUUCCAUCAGCUCUCUACCCGACGCGAUCCUCCAACACAUUUUCUCUCAAAUCCCGACAAAGUACGCAGUCAGAACCUCCGCUCUGUCCAAGCGAUGGAGGCACGUAUGGUCCGAGACGCCUUUUCUCGACAUCGAUUGCUACAGAUACGAACCCGAUUCGGUCUACGAAACCUUAUCCAGAUACUCAUCUCCCAAAAUCACGAGUUUUAAUCUCUCAAUCAGCACCGAGGCUAACCAGAUCGACAGGUUUAUCGAUUUCGCCGUGUCUCGCGACACGGAGAAGCUGUCUCUAGAGUUCCGUCAUUCUCACGCCGUACCUUACCUUUUCCCCGAGAUCUUCUUCACCAGCCGCUCUUUAAAGCAGCUCUCUGUGGAGUACUCAGGUACUAUCGAUAAGAUUCCUGGACACGUCACCGUGUCUUGGACUUCGCUGAAGACGUUGUCUUUGAGGGGAUGUGAUCUUUCUGACGAGGCAUGCGCCAAGAUACUCUCUGGCUCUCCGCUUCUCGAGUGUUUGACUUUGUUUGUUGAUAAACUGGAGCUUCUUGAUCUCAGCGAGUGUCUGAUGUUAAAGAGAUUGGAUGUUCAGUCCUGGGAGCAAACGCUGAAGAUCGUGGCACCGCGUAUCAGCUUUUUGAGAUUGACUCACAGCGAUGAGUCGCGAUGCGAGUUAUUGGAUGUCUCUUCUUUAACAGAAGCUAACGUGGACAUCUACUGUUCCAGACGUCUUGGUUUCUUGUACGAUGACUUUGGCGAUCCUGAGACUGGUUUAGCUGAUUCGCUUCAAGUGUUGAUCCUUGAGGCGCUUGACAAGUUGCAGAACGUGGAGAAACUUACUUUGUGUGGAGCUUUCUGUCUUCAGAUCUUAUCUCUUGCCGUCCUCUGUGGUGUUCCUUUUCCGAUGUUUAAGGUCGAAGCUUUGACUCUGGAGACGGCUAUCUAUCCAUCUAUUAUUCCUGGUGUAGCAAAGCUGAUUCAAAACUCGCCAAGAUUAAAGACGAUCAAAUUUGAGACAGUUGACUGCAAAAUGUUAGAGGAGACUCGUCUUACCAACUACUUGUACUGGAAAGGCUUGGAGACGCGUCAAUGUUGGGAACCGAAAGAUGUGGACGGCCCGAGUUUGUCUGAACCGAAACUCAUGACUUCUGUCAUGAAGUUUCUGUUGAAAACAAGUCGAAACGAGUGGUACAAGGACGGGAGUUACACUUUCUCACUCAACAAAAACUCUGAGUUGUCUUUUGUCACUCACUUCACUCAAGACUGUUUAUUUCCUUGAAUCUUAUUCUUAUUAAGACCUUCUCUCUGUAAUGAAUUAUUUUAUAUUUUUGUAGUUCUUUAUUUGACUU